CCCGGCGCGGGCGGCGGCGGCUCCUCGGUGUCUGCAGCCGAGACUCCGAGCGCCGCGCAGGAGUCGUGCGCGUCCUGUAGCCUCCGAACCCCUGACCAGUCCAAGCGGCUCAACCUGGACUUUGUGGAGGCUGUGAAGAGACACAUUCUAAAUCGGCUGCAGAUGCGGGACCGACCCAACAUCACGCACCCCAUCCCGAAGGCUGCCAUGGUGAGCGCGCUGCGGAGGCUGCACGCCGGCAAGGUGCGCGACGACGGCCGCGUGGAGAUCCCCAACUUUGACGGACAGGCGGCCUUUAACAACGAGGUCCAGGCGGAGACCUCCGAGAUCAUCAGCUUCGCCGAAUCAGAUGGACACACGUCCACCAAGAACAGCUUGUACUUCCUCAUCUCCACCGAGGGCAACCAGAACCUGUACGUGUCCCAGGCCAACCUGUGGCUCUACUUCCGCGUGAUGCCAGCUGGUUCCGAGAAGGGUCUGCGGAGGAAGGUGACCGUCAAAAUCCUCCACAAGGAGACGCCCGGCAGCGCGGAGGGACAUCCAGGAGGCACAGGCCACUGGGUGGUGGUGGAGAAGCGGGUGGAACUGAAGCGCAGCGGCUGGCACACGUUCCCCAUCGCGAACACGGUGCGCGCCGUCUUUGACAAAGGCAGUCGCAGGCAGGACCUGGAGGUUCACUGCGACGGCUGCGAGACGACGGGCGUGGCCCCGGUACUGGUGGACCCGGGGGACCCCUCCCAUCGCCCGUUCCUGGUGGUGCGUGCGCGGCAGGUGGACGGGAAGCACCGCAUUCGUAAGCGGGGGCUGGAGUGCGACGGCACCAGUGGAGGCCUCUGCUGUCGGCAGCAGUUUUACAUAGACUUCCGCCUGAUUGGCUGGAAUGACUGGAUCAUUGCGCCACCCGGUUACUAUGGUAACUACUGCGAGGGCAGCUGCCCGGCCUACAUGGCGGGCGUGCCGGGCUCAGCGUCGUCCUUCCACACGGCGGUGGUGAACCAGUACCGCAUGCGGGGCAUGAGCCCGGGCUCGGUCAACUCCUGCUGCAUCCCCACCAAACUGAGUACUAUGUCCAUGCUGUACUUCGACGACGAGUACAACAUCGUCAAGAGGGACGUAGCCAACAUGAUCGUGGAGGAGUGCGGCUGCGCCUGAACUCUGAACCUAAAGAGGCCUUUUGUACAAACAAAAAAAAACGUUGUACCAUAAACAUGUAUAAAUCUGUAGUCCUACUGUAUGUUCUAGCAACACACACACACUCUGACACACUCAUAUACACACACAGACAUCCAGCAAACCAAGGAGUGUGUGGUUUGAAUCCGACUGAAUGACUGGAGUCAGAAGGAAACGUUAUCACCGACCGAUAUUUGGGCUCUGGUUUAAUGGUUCGUUCGUCUCCUCUGAAUGAAGGUAGACGGUGAGACAGACUGAGAGGACAACACACACACACACACACACACACACACACUCACGCACACACCCCACAGCUGCUCCUCACAACUCUUUUUUAAAACGUAAAGCACAUGCGGGACUUUAGUUUAGUUUGUCUUCGGACGAAGCACUGACGUUGACUCAGAACACCAGCACUUCACUGCACCGCCUACAGACACAGUCGGUCCGACUGUUGUCCCCCCCUCACACUGACACGGUUCCGACUGUUGUUGUUGUCUCUCAGACUCUUGGUUCUUGGUGGACUGUAGUGUCACGGCAGCGGCUCACACAGAACCAUUCCCAUCGUUGACCUCCAGGGGGACUCAGGGACCUCGACCCUUCAGUCUGUCCAGAGAGCUACGGCUCUGCCACGUGACGACCGGACGGAGGCGGAAUUCCACUUCCUGCUUCUUAUUGGGCGCUCCUCUCCAGUGGAGGCGAGCGGUACUGCGGACACACAGACCGCGGUCCCCGAGUCCAGAGGUUCGGUCCACUCUGUGGUCACGGUCCAGUUCAGCACGAACACACACAAACCUAAAUGCACAACCUUGUUAGCACUUGUUUAAAGAAUGCCUUCCUGACCUGCGUGUCCUCUCCGUCGCUGCGUUAGUGCCACACGAGCUAUGCAAUGUAUAGAAACCUGUAUCCGUACUCCAGGACCCGGGCCCCGGGCCCCGGGAUCUGGGACUGGGUCCGACCCCCGCCCCCCUCUGUUUCCUUCACGGUCUCACCUCUUUACCAAUACUUGAAAUGUAAUCGUCUGCUUUCUUUACGAAGCCAACGAUUGUUGUAAUGUUUGCACUGAAAAGUUGCAGGAUUAGUUCAACAAGAAAAACUGCCAUUGAAAUGUUAUUUUUAUAGAAUUAAGUUGAAUUUUAUCUGAAAUGUAUUUUGAUAAAUAAAACCAAAGAGGCCAAGGUGGGGGUGUUGUGUAUGAAGGUGACCAGGCCAUUGAAUUACUGUGUACAACACCACACUUUUUUUGCAUAAUAUGUAAAAAAAAAAGAAAAAAAAAAGAAAGAAAAAAAAGCCGACCACUGUAUCAGGGUACGACGUUUGUGAUUUUCAAUCUGU
Molecule: messenger RNA, 2502 nt
Organism: Cynoglossus semilaevis (tongue sole)
Lineage: Eukaryota; Metazoa; Chordata; Actinopteri; Pleuronectiformes; Cynoglossidae
Gene: inhbb
Product: inhibin subunit beta B
Exons: 3
Cellular component (GO): extracellular region
Molecular function (GO): growth factor activity; cytokine activity
Source: RefSeq, a predicted model, not a curated record